UGUGUAAAAGUUUCAUUAAACGACCGGAGCGACUCACGAACAUGUCGGGCCCGGAGACGCUGGAGGGUCGGAUCCGGGCCGUGAUGGAGAGCGUGGUGGAGGCGGCGGUGGCGGAGCUCCGCAGGCUGCUGGAGGAGAGCUCGGCUAUGGCCGCUCGGCAGCGCUGUGAAGAGGAGGAGAGAGAGGUGACCCCACCGGAGGACCGGCGGCGCUUUAACGAAGAGUUAACGAACCAGUUUGCAUCCCUCAUGAAAACAUGGACCCGAGAUGCAGUGGAGAAAAUCUCACUGAUGUUGAAAAAGUCCAUGUGUGAAGCUGAAGACGUUCCUGCUGCGGAGCAGAGAGUCGAGCUGAAUGGUGAGACCAAACAGACGAGCACGAAGCCAAAACGGGGGAAAAUCGCUGCUCCCACAAAAAAAUCAGCAGCCAGGAGUUCUUGUAAGAGGAGAAAGAAAAUCCAGAGAGGAGUCCAGCCAGCAGCGGGAAAGAUGAAUGAUCACAUAUAUUGCAGAGAGGAACAACAGAGUGAAGAGCCGACGGCAGCAGCAGCAGCGGACUCAGAAUCAGUGACAGAACCUGCUGAUGCAGCCUCACAUGAGGAGAAUAACUCCGGACCCUCGUCUGAACCUGAAGCUCUGUUCAACGAGUCGGCCUCCAUCAGCGAUGAAGACGCCAACCAGGAGGACGCAGACCCUUCGAGCAUCGCGUCAAAGAUCAAAAAGAAGUUGAAUGCAGGUCCGUUCAAAUGCCCCUCUUGUGACAAAACCUUUGCUCUGAAGUGCCUCAUGAACCGACACUACCUGACGCACUCCAGACCCCACCUCUGCUCCGAGUGCGGCAAACGCUUCGCCGUUCUCCGGACGCUCAUCGCACAUUCGAGACGACACACCGGAGAGAAGCUGUACAAGUGCUCCCAGUGUGGGACGGAGUUUGCUUACAAGUCCACCUUCCACAGGCACAUGCGGCAGCACAACACGAGGAAGCCGAACACCCACACGUGCCCGCUGUGCGAGAACCAGUUCACGGGGUUGCUGGCGCUGCAGCGACACAGGUGCUGUGCGCUGAGAAAGACGUUUGUUUGCUCGCUUUGCCCAGAGACCUUUGAGUGCAGGCAGAGUUUGGCCGAUCACGAGAAUCGCCAUUCAGGAGAUCGAGAUUUCGUCUGCGAAAUGUGCGGCGAGAGCUUCUUCUCGGCCUCGUCUUUGGCCGCUCACCGAUUCACCCACAUGCAGACGGAAAACUGCUGCGACGAGCUGGGCCUCGGCUGCAGCGACAUGAGCGUCCUCCGGAACCACCUGAGCAAACACACCGGAGAAAAGCUCUUCAUGUGCGAGGUCUGCGGCAAAGGCUGCAGCCACAAGAGCGCUCUGAAGCACCACAUGUUGACCCACACCGGAGAAAAACCGUACGUCUGCGAGACCUGCGGGAAACGCUGCAGCCACGCCAGCGCGCUCCAGAACCACAUGAGGAUCCACACCGGGAAGAAACCGGGUCAGCAGCCGGUCUGCGACGUGUGCGACAAAAAGUUCAGCUGCACUGUCAAUCUGAAAUACCACAUGAGCAUGCACACGGGGGAAAAGCCGUACGCCUGCGAUCAGUGCGAGCAGAAGUUCACCAACCCCAGCAACCUGAAGCUGCACAUGGUGGUUCACUCAGGGGAGAAGAUGUACGGCUGCAACAUCUGCGGCAGGAGGUUCACUCAGUCCAGCAGCCUCAAACUGCACAGACGGGUCCACACGGGAGAAACUCCGUAUCGCUGCGAGGUGUGCGGGAAAGAAUUCAUACACAGGAGCGACUUCAGGAACCAUCAGAAGAACCACUUGCCAAAGGAGACAGGAGGCAGACCGUCGGAGAAAACUGCAGUGAAAAUCUGAACUUAUUCCUCUACUGAACAGAGAUGUAGAUUGUUUAUGUUUGGAAACACUGGAACUGAAACUGGGAAAUGUGGUGCUGAAUACUGUGAAAGGAAUAAAAUGUUGCCAAAGA
This is a messenger RNA of Stegastes partitus (bicolor damselfish), 1986 nucleotides long. Its product is annotated as oocyte zinc finger protein XlCOF6-like. Bases 42 to 1874 code for a protein of 610 amino acids. Lineage: Eukaryota; Metazoa; Chordata; Actinopteri; Pomacentridae. The record is from RefSeq and is a predicted model, not a curated record. The transcript has 5 exons.